Plasmodium berghei ANKA is the source of this 4812-nucleotide messenger RNA. RefSeq names its product phospholipid-transporting ATPase, putative. The record is from RefSeq and is a predicted model, not a curated record. The coding region runs from base 1 to 4812 and encodes 1603 amino acids. Gene Ontology annotation, cellular component: trans-Golgi network; endosome; plasma membrane. Gene Ontology annotation, molecular function: ATP hydrolysis activity; ATP binding; ATPase-coupled intramembrane lipid carrier activity. Gene Ontology annotation, biological process: phospholipid translocation; endocytosis; retrograde vesicle-mediated transport, Golgi to endoplasmic reticulum. The transcript has 6 exons. Lineage: Eukaryota; Apicomplexa; Aconoidasida; Haemosporida; Plasmodiidae.
AUGGUUGAUGACGAGGAAUUAAAGAAGAUUCGCUUUAAGUUAAGCAAAAAAUGGGGAAGAAUAAAAUAUUUUUUUUCAUGUUUGAUAUACAAAUUAUUUAGCUAUUUUUAUAAUAAGAAGAAUAAGAAGAAAGAUAGAUAUAUAAAUAUACAUGGAAGAACUUACCCAAAUUUCUUUUGUGAUAAUAAAUUAAGAAGCACCAAAUAUAGUAUUUUAACAUUUAUCCCAUUGUUUUUAUUUUAUCAAUUUGCCGAUUUUUUAAAUUUAUUUUAUUUAUGUGUAUCUUUGUUACAAGUUAUUCCUAUAUUUAAUACAGGGUAUGUUUUUACAUUUGUUGCUCCUUUGAUUUUUAUUAUACUUAUUAGUUUGAUAAAUGAAGUAGUAGAUGAUUUGAAACGAUUUAUAAAAGAUUUGGAUAUUAAUAAUGAAAUAUAUUAUACUUUGUUACAAAAUGGAAAUUUUAAAAAAACAUACUCUAAAGAUAUUCAAGUUGGAGACAUUAUAUUAAUCAAAUCAAAACAACGUGUACCAGCAGAUUGUAUUUUGUUACGAAAUUUAAGUAAGGAUGAAGAAAAUGCAAUUAAAAUAGAAGAGAAUAAAUCAUUUGUAACUUUUCGGAUAAAUAAAAAUACUAAUGUUUAUAAUAAAAAAAAAAAAAAAAAUUAUUAUCAUUUUAAUCAAAAGUUUGAUAAUGCAUUGAUAGAUGAUAAAUAUAAUGAGUCAAACAAUAAUUAUAGUGAAGCUAGCAAUAAUUUGUUAUUCAGUGAAAAUGAAAAAUCUCCAAAUAGAAUGAAAGAAGGGAAUAACUAUUUAUUAAAAGAUAAUGUUGAAGACAGUAACAAAAUUGGUGGAAAAAAUGAUGAUAAUGAAAAAAAAAAACUAAAAAAAAAGAAAAAAAAAAAAUUAAGAAAAAAUGAUAAUAAACUUGUAUUCAAUAAUAAUUCUUCAAAUGAAACAGAAAAUUAUACUUAUGUUAAAACUGAUAAAAUCGAUGGAGAAACUGAUUGGAAAAUUAAAUAUCCUAUAAGUAUAUUUCAAAACCUAAAAAGAUUAAAAGAUUUCUUUUCAAUAGACAUUUUAUUUAUAUUAGAACAUCCAAAAAAUGAUAUAUAUAAAAUUGAAGCUUCGUUUGUUAUGUUUAAAUAUAAUCAAUAUGGUGAGUUUAAAACUGUUGAAAAUAAUAACAUGGGAAAUAAUAUUAAUGAUUUAAGUACAUCUAAAUUAAAUUCCAUUUCUGUUAUUCCAAACUUAUUAAAUGAAAAUACUAAAUAUAGAUCUAACUCAUUUUAUGCUUUAAAAGAUACUGAAAUACAUCCAAAUGAUGUAAAUAAACAAAUUGAAAAAUAUGACGAAGAUGAUGAAGAAGAUGAUGAAGAUGAGGAAGAGGAUGAAGAAGAUGAUGAAGAAGAAGAAGAAAAUGUUGACGAUGAAAAACAUAAUUUAUUAAUGAAAAAAGAAGGUGUACAAAAUUCAUCAUUUAGAGAUUUAGGAAAUGGAAAUAGAAACAAUUUUAAUGAUCGUAAUAUGAUAAAUUUUGUUGAAAGCGAACAAUAUGAAGGAAAUAAUAUUGGAACAAGAAAUGGAAAAGUAGAAAAUCAAUUAAUAUUACCAGGAAAAUUUGGAGAAAAUCAACCUGUAUGUAAUGUAUUUCCAAAUGAAGAUAAUUAUAAUUAUUAUAAUAUAAGUUAUAGAAAGAAAUUAAAUUAUGAUAAUUUUAUUUUAUCAAAUUCAGUUAUUACUAGUUCAGAUGUUAUAUGUAUGGUUAUUUAUACAGGUCGUGAUACAAGAGUAAAUAUGAGCACACAAAUAAGUAAAGUCAAAAGAGGAAUGAUUGAUAAAAAAUUGAAUUUAAUAACAGUCUUUUUAUUUAUUAUAUUAGCAUUAUUCUCUAUGUAUAUGUGUUCUACAAAAUUAAGCAAUUUAUGGUAUUUAAAUUUUGUUCGUUUUAUUUUGUUAUUUUCAUCUGUUAUUCCGAUAUCAUUAAGUGUUAAUUUAAAUAUUGCCAAAAUUUAUUACACUCUGGUUAUUCAAAAAGAUAAAGAAAUCCAAACAACAAUUAUAAAAAAUAGUGCAAUUAUAGAAAAUUUUGGAAAUGUCGAUUAUAUAUUUACUGACAAAACAGGCACAUUAACUGAAAAUGUUAUGGUAUUAAAAGUUAUUCAUAUAGGUUUAGAUGUUAUACAUACUGAAAAUGAAAAAAGUGGAUUACAAAAUAAUAUGAGAAAUAAAGUAAAAAGAAAAUUUAAUAAAAAUGUUUUACCAUAUAAUUUUGAAGAUAUUAAUGAAGAUGAUGUAGAUGCAAAUCCAAUACAUUUAGUUCCAAAUUAUUCAAUAAAUGAUAGAAAGGAAAAAGGACAAAGUAAUAUAAUUAGAGGAGAUAAAUUAUCUGCAUAUAACUAUGAUAUAGAAAAUAAUCGAAUUAAUAAAAAUUAUAUGCAAUCAUUAAGACAAGUAAAUACUAAAGCUAAUGUAAUGAAUCAAAUUAAUAUGAAUGGAAAUGAAUAUCUUGAUUUUGAUAGUUACAAUGAAACAAUUGAAUCUUCACAUAUGAUCAAAAAUAAUGGAAUUCGAAUAGAAAAAAACAAUGCUGAAGAUAAUGAUAAUAUGGUUUUUGGUCAAUCAAAAUUAGGACUAAAUAAUAAUAAUAUAAUGACAUCUGAUAAAAGAAAUGAUUUAAUGAAAAGAUUCAAUAAUGUAGGAAAUAACAAUGAUACUAAUAAUAAUGGAUCAGAUAAUCAUAACAUAAAUGGAAAUAAUUCUGAACAAAGAAAAAAAAAAGUUGAACUAAUGGUUGAUGAUUAUUUAAUGAAUAAAACAGAUCUUUUAGAUUAUUAUAAUGAUAAUAUUGAUGAUAUUGAAUUUUUAAAAAAACAUAAAGUUUUUCAAACUUUUUUAUCAUUUCUUAUUUGUAAUAAUAUUAGAACAUUAACUAAAGAACACAAUAACAAUGAUAAAGAAAAAGGAAAAAAAAAAAAAGAGCAUAAAGAAAAAGAUUUUCAAAAAAAAAUUUAUUAUAUAUUAAAUGUUAAUAGAAAGAAAAAAAAUAACAAUAGAUUAAACCAAAAUGAUAAAAUGAUUGAAACAAAUACUAAUGAUAAUUUUGAAACAAAUAGUUCAGAAGAUACAGAAACUUUUUCGUAUUCGGGUAUUAGUUAUCAGUGUUCAUCGCCUGAUGAAUUAGCUUUUUUAAAAUAUGCAACAAAUUGUGGAUUUAUUUUAAAAAAAAAAACAGCUAGUAAAAUUGAAAUUAAAUAUAAAAAUAUUGCAUUGGAAUACGAUAUAUUACUGCAUAUACCCUUUUCGUCGGAAACAAAAAGAAUGAGUGUUUUUGUUAGGAAUGUGAAAAAUAAAAACAUUUAUUUUUUUAUUAAGGGUGCUGAUAAUAUAUUAAUAAAAAAAUGUCAUGAAAAAUAUAAAACUUUUAUUUUUGAAGAAAGUGACCAUUUAUCAAGUGUUGGUUUAAGAGUCUUGGUUCAUGGAUUUCUAAACAUUGAAGAACAAUUUUUUCAUAAUUUUUCUGCAUUAUACAAUCAAAAUAAGGAUGUAAAGGGUCAGAUGGAAAAAAUUUUAGAUUUGGUUGAGAAGAAUAUCAAAGUUUUAGCUAUUACAGGUGUUGAAGACAAACUUCAGGAGGGAGUCGGGAAGACAAUUGAAAUGCUAUACAACAGUGGAAUAAAAGUGUGGGUACUUACUGGAGAUAAAAUAGAAACAGCAAUUUGUAUUUGCAAAAAUGCUAAUAUAAAGAAGAAGAAACAUAAUAUUUAUAUUUUCCGUCAUGAAAAUAUUAAAAGCACAUCUCAAUUAAUACGGGAAUUCAACUCAAUUUUGAAUAACAUCGAUUCUUAUGUUUUAUUUUUUGACAAUAUUAUUAUACAAAACUGUAUUAAGUAUAUCCCGAAUGCCUUUGUCGACUUUGUUGCUAAUGCAAGAGCAGUGGUUUGCUGUCGAUGCAGUCCUAUAGAAAAAAAAGAAAUUGCUUUGAUGAUUAAAACAAUUAAAAGAAAGAAAAUUUUAUGCAUAGGAGAUGGAGGAAAUGAUGUUGCUAUGAUUCAAUCAGCAGAUAUUGGUAUUGGUGUUUUAGGAAAAGAAGGAAAACAAGUUGUUCAUGAUAGUGAUAUUAUUGUUUCAAAAUUUAAAAAUAUAAAAAAAUUAAUUCUUUACUAUGGAAACAAUACCUUUUUACAAACAUCCUCAUUAUGUUCCUUUUUAAUCCAUAGAGGAUUUAUAUUAACGUAUUUACAGUUUAUUUACAGUUAUAUAUUUUUCAGUAUACCUGUUGCCAUUUUCCAAGGGUGGUUACAAAUCGGUUAUACGACGUACUACACGACAACACCAUUUUUGUCAUUGUUAUUGGAUGUUAAGAUAAAGAAAAAUUUAAUAUACUUAUAUCCAGAGAUAUACAAAAAUAAGAAACACAAGAGAAAGUUGGAUUUAAAAUCGUUUUUUAUUAUUGUAUGGAUGUCUAUUUUUCAGGGUACUGUUGUUAUGCUAGGAGCAUUAAAACUCUUUAACGAUAAUUAUAACAAUUUGAUAAAUAUAUCAUUUUCUUCUCUAAUUCUUUUGGAAAUCAUGAAUAUACAUUUAGAAGCUGAGUCAUGGCACCCAUUAAUGAUAUCAGCAAACAUUUGCUCUUUUAUUAUGUACAUUUUUUCCAUGUUUAUCCUAAGAAAUUAUUUCGACAUCAUUCAGAUUAUGUCGUUUGUAUUUUGGUAUAAAGUGAUUUUAAUUGUUUUAUUUGCUUGGCUACCUUUUUUUAUAAUUAAAAAAGUUAAAAACAUUAUAACACCAUCACAAUUUUUUAAGCUAGCUUAA